Neurospora tetrasperma FGSC 2508 is the source of this 978-nucleotide messenger RNA. RefSeq lists its product as uncharacterized. Lineage: Eukaryota; Fungi; Ascomycota; Sordariomycetes; Sordariales; Sordariaceae. The record is from RefSeq and is a predicted model, not a curated record. The transcript has a single exon. Bases 1 to 978 code for a protein of 325 amino acids.
AUGCAAAAGACAACCGAUCACAUGGCAAUCAUCAAGAACGGAAACAAGCCCAAUUCCAUUCCACACGAAAGAGACACCAUGACGCAAGAACACUCUGCCACAACCAUGGCUGACGAAGCCAAGCAGACGGAACGCCCAUCGCAGCCUGUUCCCAACAGUCCUGUCAAGCCCGACUCUAUUCAAAUUCGCAGCAAACCCGAUGAAUCCAGCGACAAGACAUCCUCAUCGGAAGCCUCUACCAACCGCCGCCUUCCUUUCGGAUGGGACCCCGCGUGUAUUUCUCCUCACCCCAAGCGAGGACCGAGGCGUACUUAUCAUUCGGGGGCACUCGCGUAUUACAAUCCCAACCCCGCGUUUUGCAAAGACGGCCGUAUACCUUCAAGAUUCGGCCGUGUAUCUCCUCCACCCGAAGCUCCACAUCAACAUGAACUCGACCCUCAUAACCAGUGGCCUAUGACACAACUCGACCCUGACAAGUACCCUGGGACGGGGAUGACAUAUGUGCAUUUCCAGCCAGCGGGGAAUAGUCCAUAUGAGCCUAGACCGAUUAACAUUGCGCCUGCGAAUCGUCCUUGCGUACAUGUAUACGGCGUACCUGAUCUGGGUUAUGGUAUCUUCGAACACAGCGUACGUGCCUUGAAGGCGGGGGAAGAAGUGCCGUGGGUGCAUGGGUAUCCUAUGCCUAGAAUGUUCCCGCCCCCGAGUGGUAACGACGGCGGACCUUCAAAGAAGGCGGAGGAAAAAGCCGAGGAUUCUUCGCGAAAGGGGAAGUCUGUUCGAUUUGCCGGAGAAACAGAAAACACGAAGGCUUCAGCAGAGAAGAAGGGGGAGGACAACACAGAAAAGGAGAAGAAGAAGUCCGCCAUUGCUUCUUCUGCAAAGGAGUGGGAAAAGACCUCCUUGACCUUUACCCCCCAAGGCCACUUCUCGAGGGAACAGGAGGAGAAGGAGGAGAAAGAGAAGAAGAUGGAAAAGUAA